Messenger RNA from Triplophysa dalaica, 1171 nucleotides. RefSeq names its product glycerophosphodiester phosphodiesterase domain containing 3b (gene gdpd3b). The transcript is spliced from 10 exons. NCBI's taxonomy places the organism in Eukaryota, Metazoa, Chordata, Actinopteri, Cypriniformes, Nemacheilidae. The coding region runs from base 203 to 1171 and encodes 322 amino acids. The record is from RefSeq and is a predicted model, not a curated record. Gene Ontology annotation, biological process: glycerophospholipid catabolic process. Gene Ontology annotation, cellular component: endoplasmic reticulum membrane. Gene Ontology annotation, molecular function: phosphoric diester hydrolase activity; phosphatidylcholine lysophospholipase A1 activity.
CUUGGUUAGACCUGCAUGAGAUAAGACAUGCAGUUCAAAUAAAAGCAUGUUGAAGAACAAGUUAAGUAGCUUACACCAAGGAGCUGCUGAUAGAUCUAGCACAAUUGUUUGCUUUCUGGAGAAACAGACUUCAAUAAUUAUACCUGAUUCAAGAGUCAAAGUUCAUUUUUUCAGGAGUUAACUAGUUACUAUAGUUGCUAGAAUGGAAGCGGUGUGUGGGAUUCUUUUCUUCUUGAUAGCAGUUGGAGUUUAUGUCGCUUGUUCUCUAUACCUGCUACGCAAUCCUCUCAUUAUUCAUAAAAGGAAACGACUGGAAUUCUACUGCAGACACAUUUCACACAGAGGAGGGUCUGGUGAGAAGAUAGAGAGCACGAUAGAAGCUUGUACACAUGCUGUUGAUGUGGGGACUGAGAUGUUGGAGAUGGACUGUCACCUUACUCUGGAUGGAUAUGUUGUGAUUUCACAUGAUGAAAACCUUUUAAGACAAUCCGGAUAUGAUCAAACAAUAUCAUCACUUAGAUUCCAGGAUUUGCCUCUUUAUGAAGAGAAACUUGAGGUCACAUUUUAUGCUGGACACUACAGUUCAGGAAAGGACAGAAGGUUUGCAUUACUUGAGGAUGUCUUCCAAAAAUUCCCCAACAUGCCCAUCGUUAUUGAGAUUAAAGAAAACAAUGACUUGCUCAUUAAAAAGGUCUCGUGUCUUGUAAAGAAGUAUGGCAGAGAUGGUAUAACAGUCUGGGCUUCUGAAAAAUCGGACAUAAUGGUGAAAUGCCAGAAAGAGAACCCACACAUGCCCUACAUGUUUACUAUGAGGCGUGGACUACUACUUUUAUUGCUCUUUUACACUGGGCUUCUUCCCUUUGUGCCUCUGGGUGAAAGUCUACUUAUGUUCUACCUGCCCAGGAUUAUCAAUAGGACUUAUAUUCCGGAGGAAGCCAUUCUGAAGAAUAGAUUCAUAGUGUAUUUACUCGAGAAGUUGACUAUGCGAAAAUCCUUGUUUGAACAUUUGAUCAAGAGGGGUUUACAGGUGCAGCUGUUCGUGUGCAAUGAGGAGAGUGACAUGGCAGCUGCGUUUUCUAUUGGAGCCACAGGUGUUAUGACUGACUACCCCACCGUGCUAUCAAACUACAUUGCAAAACACCCUCCCCCUCCACCUCCCACUGUUUAUUAG